CCUUGGAAAUGACUGGCCUUGCCAAAAGGCGUCGUACUGCUCAGCAAAUCCUCCUGCGACGAGCCCUAGCCAAAAGUGUUAGCGGGGGGCAGGUUUUAGGUGAAUCAGUGCUGGACCAUGGUGGUGUUGUGGUAUCUUCCCCUUUAAGAAGAGAUUCCACAUUGGUCAGCGGAUUCCAGGAUAUAUCCUCGUCGAGAGCAACAAUGAAACUGCACAGGAUUGUGGCAUCCAGUCCGCUUAGCGUUCUUCGGGAGAGGAAGACGACAGGAAAUCUGCCAGGAUGUGACCUCCAAUCGAGGGACUCAAGGCCAAUUGAGGACAACCGAACUUUAAGUGGUCACAGCUUGAAAGCCAGAGAACUUUCCAGGGGCAGCACUCGGUCGCGACAUAGUACCAGCAAUUACCCAUCCACCUGGCACCUUAAUAUCAGCAAAGCCAAAGACGAACUGAAGAGAAAUUCCAAAGGAUCUCUGGAGGAAAUUAUCAAUUGUUCGAUUCUCAAUCGCACCGCCUAUGAUCAUCAACUUAAUACACCCAUAAAGUCAGAUAAUUCCUGUCAGUGCACAAUUAAAAAGAGGACUAGAAAACGGGUAAAGAAAAACAAAGCCGUUUCUGUGGCCGAAACCCAGACAAUCAGCGAAAAUGAAACAUGGAAUUACUCUGGGGAAAGGAAUUCUCCAGCUUCGGUUGGAUUUCAGAUAUUGAAGAAGAGGGUCAACAGUGGCGAGGAUUUUACACCAAAUCGAAUGGUUUCCAAAACACCAUCAAGAAGUAGUGGCAACUCAAGGGUUUCAUUUGGGUGUAAAGAACACUUUUCAGGACCAACUCACAAGAACUACGGCAGCUAUAGUCACUCGGAAACGGACAUUGAAAUGGGGUCUGAGUACGAACCAAAGAUACCGUGCCGAUGUGAUUAUAUAAACAAAAUAGAGAAGGUAAGCAAACCCCCUACAAAUUCUGGGACCGUGUGGGGCCUUAAAAUGCCCAGCAAUACGGAAGUCCAGGAAUAUAUGACCAGGGUAACUCAAGAAUACGUACCAGUGUGCCAAAACAAAGAUAUGGAUCCAGAUAGGGGGAUUCAAGGAAGGACUUCCAAUUCCCAAUUUGAAAAAAGGAAGGAAAAGAUCGACCAAUCAAUACGUUUGAAGGCAAAGGAAAGGAUAUUGAAAUGUCAGGGCCGGAAUAACUCAGAAGUCUCUUACGAUUCUUUUAUUGAGCCACUAAAGGAAUUUUACGGAAGAAAUAAAUUACCUACACAAGCCAGCCUUUCGCUUGAAAAAUUUGGUCAUCGCAAUAAUAAUGUGGAAAGUGGAGAGAGGUUGGGUAAAUGUGGAACUCAAAAUGUAUAUCAAGACGACGUUAAAACGUAUGGAAAAAAUGCUCCGCAUUUGUAUAAAACUACAACCAAUGAAUAUCCGUACUAUGAUCACAAAGAAUACUUGGCGAAUGAUUCGGAUACUUCAAGAAAAAGGCACGAGACACGUGCCAAUUACAAUCAAAUGGAUAAAAGGUCCUGUAGACCAGAAGCCCCAGGACGAUCUAAACGAGCUUCUCGAAGUUUUGAUACUGAAGACUCAUUCCGUGGUUCCUUUGAAAAGGGAAGUGGAAGAUAUGAUGACACGCACAGUCCUAAAUGCACUGUGGGUGUCACUCAGACAUCUGCUCUGUUUUUACCCAGGCAACAAGUUCGAGGAUUUAAUCCAGAGCAACCAAGAUCAGAAAGAUCCAAAACAGGAACACGAAAUCUUGAGUCCAGUAAGGCACAGCAACCAACGCCAACUGGCUUAAGUUUAGUAACAUCAAAUUCGCUUAUAAUUAAAUCACACGAAGAUCAAAUCCAAUCAAAUUCUGUAGACCUUAAAAAGCGAGAAAGGCAACGAAAUCAGGAUUGUUUUGAACCAGCAAAACCGGAUAAGUCCCAACAACCUCGUCUCGCUAAAAGAGAGGCUGUUAAACCACGUAAUCAAGUUCAGUGUAAACCACAAAAAGCAGAAGCUAAAAGUUUUAAACUUUUGCAAUCCAAUUCUCUUAUAAUUCAAUCUCAGGAAGACCAACACCAUCUAGUACAAUCCAGCUCAUUAGAAAUUGCAUUGCCCAAAGUGACUGCUCCGAAAAAUAAGAAGCCAAUUUGCACGAGAAAACGAAAAAGUAGUAGAGGUUGCAGUUGUUGCAGUAGAUGUAGUUCUCGAAAAAGAUCUGUGAAGAAACCUUCACCAUGCGAAAAAACAAAAAGCAAUGUAUGUGAAAAAUGCCAAUCCAAAAGAUCGAUUGCAAAGAAUCAAGAUGGAAAACACAAGUCAAUGAGUAAAGAACAAAUCCCAAAACGAGGUCUGCCCCAAGGCGACGCUUGUGACGUGAGGGAACUUUUAAAUAUUCUCCAAAAAACUGUGGCAGGUCUCGAAAAGCAAAUAAAUUCUAGGAAAGGAUUCAGAAUGUGUGAAAAUUCAAAGACUACAGAUGAAGGCCGUACUCAACCCUAUACUUACCAGCGGGAAAAUGUCCAUAUAAAAAGAGAAGCAUUUCGUCAGCCAAUUAAUCCUUUCCAAAAUCAAUACUCCUUCAAGACUUAUAGUAAACGAGCUUCCAACUGUGGAAACCCAUCGAACAUUUAUCAAUCUAAUUCAAAUACAUAUUUUACAGGCUCCUGUCCUUUAAAAAGCAACGCAAUUAAUGGAGGGGCACCUCAGGCCUCCUUUACUAAUGGUUCCGCCCCUUAUGAACCAUUUAAAAUUAAUAUAGCAUCUAGACAAACAGAUUAUGAUUACCCAAUGGAAAUAUGCGAACGAAAAAGUCAACCAUAUCGAACCCAGAAACCCUUUAACGAACCUACAACGCUUGUAACCGGCAGUCAAGGAAAAACCAGUUACCCAAGGGCGGAUUAUAAGAAUCAAAGCAUAAAUGAAAGUUUUAAUAGAUCAUGUUUGAACUCCCAGUGCAGUAGAAAUAUUACCCAGGUACAGAAUUAUCAACAGAAUGUUUCGACAGGCCACCCAAAAACGGAUUCACAUUAUAGCCAGAUUUCAAAAACAACAUCAAAUGCAGAAAGACAAGCUCCCAAGGAAAUAUUCAAGGGUCACCAAUAUUGUCCUGGUCCAGAACAUGGACAGAGAAAUAGGGGAUUAACCUUUCAGGACCACAAUAAUAUAUGUCCAGAAACUGAUGCAGUUAAUGAAGGAAGUGGUGAUCCUGUACAAAUAUGUAAUAAUUCAACUUGCCCAUAUGCUUUAGAAUACUUUAAAUCAUGGAACAGUCAGGUUCACCCCAACUCGAACAGAGUUGAUCAAACGGAAAUCGCACAAAAAUACAAUCCUGAAUGUCCUGAUGCGCAAACGGGAAGAAAAUAUGGGAUUGCGCAUAAUUCAGAAAUAUGCAAACAACCCGAGCAUUGCCCAUAUGAAAACAAUCGAGGAGUUGUAACUUUUCAAGUCAGCGAUCAAUCCUGUGGCGGUGAACAUACUCUUAAUAGAAUCAUAAACUAUGAAGAUCCUACACAAGCAUGCGAUAAUCCCUCUUGUCCAGAAGCCGGUCGAUUGCCCAGUUCGUGGGAAAAUCCAGUUUGCCCGAAAGACAAUAGUGCUAUAUAUUAUUCAAAGGAAAAUAACCAACCAGAGGGCAACCCAGAUUGUGGCUUUAACGAAACUUUUCCAAAGGCUGGCCCCGAUUAUAAUUACGAAGACUUUUGCGGAAAUCCAUAUUGUUCGGCAAAGAAUACAAUUAUAUAUGAUACAGCUAGAUCUGAACCGGGCGAAGGUUGUCAGAAAUCCAAAGAUCCCUCGUUGGACUACGCAAAUGAACCUGAAAGAUAUUUGAACAGAAACUCCCAAAAGCAUCAGACCGAUAAAGCUGUGAAUCAACAAGUUUGUUCUAAUCAUGCUAGGAGCCAAAGGACUAGACAUUAUUUCCAAACUGCGGGGUGCUCACCAAAUUGCCCUUCCAAUCAAGGUGAAAUAAGACACGGAGGUCCACGCUUUACGGUAGUGAAUAGACACAGAAGAGAUAAAAUGGUACAAGGACAUGGAACCAGAAACGACAACGAUUAUGUUUUAUUCGCAGAUGAAAAAAGUACCGAAAUACAACGAACGAAUAGGGAACCGGACAAUUUCGAGAAUUAUUCACAGAUGUUCCCGUCCAGAAGAACCCAACUAGAGCAAUACCCACAGCACGAAGUUGAAGAAAAUUCCUGCAUUGAAGAUUGUCCUUAUCAAAAGUAUUCUCCCAAUCAAAAUAUUAAAAAGAACAAAUUGGAUACAACGUGCGCCAAUUCGAGCUGUCCUGAUAAUUUAAAACGUAAAGCAGGUUCGAACAAAGAUAUCCACCCUCCACAAAAUAGAAUAAUAUCCCGGACUGGCAAUGUUGAAAAAGGCACAAAAGAGCCUAAUUAUAAGAAUUCAGAGUACACUGAUAAAAAAAAUAUAAAAAAAGACAUAAAUACAUAUCCAACAAACGCCAAAGUAUGCAGUUCGGAAAAUAAGUGCGGAAAGGAGUUUUGUAAAAGUACAAGAGAAAUGAAUAGGACACGGAAUGAAAGUGGAUAUAGGGAUAGUAAGUCGCGUAAUAUCAGUUCUGCAGGACGAUCAUCUCAAACAAAAAAAAAAACUAAGGAAGCGGGAAAAUCUGCAUUUCCAGAAUACGAAUUUGAGGAACAUUCAGGGUUAUAUGCUGAGAAUUGUUAUAAUCCUCAAAAUCACACUGCUUAUAAUUUUCAAGUCUGUAAGAAUCCGAAAUGUCCAGAAAGAUUUGGAGAGCCUUUCCUCCUCAAGUAUGGAGAGAUGGAAUAUAUGAAAGAGGUGUCCGGUAAUGCACAUUGUCCUAAUUAUCAUGGUACUUAUAGAAUUCCAAAAGAAUGUGAAGCUACCAUCAAUAACUCACGAAAAGUGACUUCUGAAAGGGAAACAGCAUAUAGUGAACGAAAAGCAACCGGGCAAACAAAUUUUCAAAGGAAAGAUGACGAUAUGGAGAUAAAGACAAAAAAUGGCAGACAGUUAAACACUAAAAGCUGUAAUCACCGGCUAAAAGCUAAUGCAAUUGAAGUAUGUAAUAAUCAAAAAUUUCCAGACAGACUAAAACAAACAGAUGGUAACUGCCAUUGUCCAAGGAAAAAGGGUAUUUAUUGGACAAAUGAAAAGAUGUUAGUGUCACGGGUAAAGGAUCAGUGUGAUGUAAGCUACGAUUCGGAGUCAUGUUCUGAAGAUUGUCCCUACCGUCAUCGAGUUCUCUUCACCGAUCUUCGUAAAUGCGAAAUUAAUUCCAAGAAUAGAGGUCGUCAAAGUAGUGGAAAAUCAGAUGUUUACUAUAAUGAUCAGAUUGAAACUAGAACCUGCAAUCCAUGCAAGUUUUUUGUCCCUCUUAAAAUGGAUCGACAGGUACUCCAUAGACACCGCAAUUUACCUAAGGCUAAAGCAAAACAAAUGCACGAAUCCAAAGCAAAUCCGGUAGUAAGAACUGUCUGCAUUACUCCUGAAGUACCUGCACCAGUUUUUGCCCAGAACAGACAUAACCCCUUAGUCACAGAUCCCAGUUUAAACAGCUACGAUAGGCAUAUUUUGAAAAAUUUCGAAAUAUUCAAAGAGGAAGAGAACAAGAAAUCUCGAAACUGUGCCGAAGAGUACCCAUUCCUAGGUAAAAUUGAAGACAAAUCCCUUAUAUUGAAAUCUUCCUCUGCUUGCAUAUGCGAAAUAGAAUCCCAAAAUCACGACCCUUUAAAGAAUUGCAAAAGUGACGAAUUAAUAGAAGACAUAGAUACGAAAAGAAAAUCAUCGAAAUUCUCCAUAUUUAGUUGUUGCUUGAAACCACCGAAAAAUGAUAAUGAAUCAAGGACUCAGCAGGACACAGAAAUUGGAAAUGAAAAAGCUCUAUCCAAACCGAAAGGAUUUAGAUCUAAGAACCCCCACGAAAAUCCGAAACCUAAAGAAAAAACUCCUUCAAAAUCUAGUUCCACUAAUAAAAAGGACAGAACUCCAUCAGAAGAGCAGAGUGCUUCAAAAUCAAGGCGACUUGCAUGUUUUCAACGAAAUGAAAAACCGCAGGAGAGGUUCAACCAAAGAGCAAGAAAAUCCCCUUCACCAACAAAAUCAGGCGGGUUUCUCUGUUUCAAAGCAAACAACAAACUGCCGCCGGAUGAAAACUUGGAAGAGAACUCGCCAAGGUAUACUAAUGAAAAACCAGCCAAAGCUAGAAAUGAAAAAAAUAUUACAAAAGAAAGCAGUAAAAAGUCCUCGAGGCGUAGCGGAUUUUUCACUUGGUGUAGAAAACCCCAAAUGCCAAAGGUUCAUGACAGAAAAAUAAAGGAAGUGCUUACGGGUACAGACUGUACUUGUAGUCACCAUCCAACUUCCCAUGAUGAAGACGGUCCAAUUCCGAAAUAUGAAGAUCCCUUCCGCUGUCCAUGCGCCCCCGAAGAAAUUGACGACGGCGAGGUUAGAGUCCUAUAUGACUCCAGUUUCCGGUUCCAGAAAGAAAAUUGCAGCUUGACAAAAGUCCCGAACUACACAUAUUGCCAUAACGAUCCUCAAAAACCAGAACAGUACGCGGCGGAGAUCAAGGAGCAGGAGGUCAAUUACUGUCCAUGUGCCAGUGCCAAUGGGUUCUACAAAAUUGUGCGGUAGAUAUGAUUGAGCGUUUCUUCGAAAACAUGUAGAUUUUCGAGAAAAUUCCCAAUCAUAAUUACUCAAAGUGGGCAACUUGAGACUAGUACCAAAUUUAUAAUAUUAUUUGAAUAAAAAGUUGAAUGAAAAAGUACAUGUUUUAAUCUCUAUUACGUUGUAGCAAUAAGGCAGAUCUAAAAAUCAGCUUGACCCACAUAUAUAUAACAUUUAAAAAAACACAUUAAGUAAGUUUACAUUCCGUUUUUUAAUAAGCUUAUUUGUUACAUUAAUGAUCAGUUCUUCAGUAUUUAACCGUAAAAACCGCCGAAACCACCAAAUUCUUGUUGCUGCUGGCCAAAGUUUCCAUUUCCGGCGAAACUUUCCUGCUGCUGCUGUCCAAAGUUUCCAUUUCCGCCAAAACUCUCCUGCUGCUGCUGCUGUCCGAAGGAACCGAAACCACCAAAACCUGGUCCAAAGCCGCCCUGCUGUUGUUGCUGCUCAAGCCCGCCUCCAAAUCCACCGAAUCCAAACUGGGGACGCGCCGAGGCUAUGGCAAACAGAGCAACCAGACAGAAAAU
Drosophila yakuba is the source of this 7162-nucleotide messenger RNA. RefSeq lists its product as uncharacterized. NCBI's taxonomy places the organism in Eukaryota, Metazoa, Arthropoda, Insecta, Diptera, Drosophilidae. Bases 9 to 6605 code for a protein of 2198 amino acids. The record is from RefSeq and is a predicted model, not a curated record. The transcript has 3 exons.